This is a messenger RNA of Heterobasidion irregulare TC 32-1, 1303 nucleotides long. RefSeq lists its product as uncharacterized. Gene Ontology annotation, molecular function: isocitrate dehydrogenase (NAD+) activity. Gene Ontology annotation, cellular component: mitochondrion. The record is from RefSeq and is a predicted model, not a curated record. Gene Ontology annotation, biological process: tricarboxylic acid cycle; isocitrate metabolic process. Bases 1 to 1125 code for a protein of 374 amino acids. NCBI's taxonomy places the organism in Eukaryota, Fungi, Basidiomycota, Agaricomycetes, Russulales, Bondarzewiaceae. The transcript has 9 exons.
AUGUUGCGCAACGCCCUCGCCGCCGCCUCCCGCCCCGCCCUCGCCCAGGCCCGCACAGCCACAACCCUCUCGGCUGCCUUCCCAAGGGUCGCAGAGCGACCUCCCACAAAAUACGGCGGCGUGCACACCGUCACCCUCAUCCCCGGUGACGGUGUCGGUGCUGAAAUCACAGACUCCGUCAAGGAAAUCUUCGAGUAUGUCAACGCCCCCAUCGAGUGGGACCAGUACGACGUCUCGGGCAUGUCUUCUUCCGGCGAAGACCUCUUCAAGCAGGCCAUGGAGAGCUUGAAGCGCAACAAAGUCGGCCUCAAGGGCAUCCUCUUCACCCCCAUUUCCCAGUCCGGCCACAUCUCUUGGAACGUCGCCAUGCGCCAGCAGCUCGACAUCUACGCCUCCGUCGUCCUCUGCAAGUCCCUCCCCGGCUUCCCCACCCGCCAUUCCGGCGUCGACUUUGCCAUCAUCCGCGAGAACACCGAAGGCGAGUACUCCGGCCUCGAGCACCAGAGCUACCCGGGCGUCGUCGAGAGCUUGAAGGUCUCCACCCGCGCAAAGGCCGAGCGCAUCUCGCGCUUCGCCUUCGACUUUGCCCUCAAGAACAACCGCAAGAAAGUCACCUGCGUGCACAAGGCGAACAUCAUGAAGCUCGGCGACGGUCUCUUCCUCAACACCUUCCGCCGCGUCGCGGAGGAGUACCGCUCCUCGGGCAUCGAGUUCAACGACAUGAUCGUGGACAACACGUCCAUGCAGCUCGUCGCACGCCCGACCCAGUUCGACGUCAUGGUCAUGCCCAACUUGUACGGCGCCAUCGUGUCGAACAUUGGCGCCGCCCUCGUCGGCGGACCCGGCAUCGUCCCUGGGUGCAACGUCGGUCGUGAAUACGCGCUGUUCGAGCCUGGCUGUCGUCACGUCGCGAAAGACAUCAUGGGCACCAACCGCGCCAACCCCGCCGCCAUGAUCCUCUCCGCCACGAUGAUGCUCAGGCAUCUCGGCCUCGACCACAUCGCGAACAACAUCGGGCGCGCGACGUUCGACGUCAUCAACGCCGGCAAGGUCCGCACUGCCGAUAUGGGUGGCUCCGCGACCACGUCCGAGUUCACCGCGGCCGUCAUCAAGAGCCUCGUCUAAAAAAAGCCAGGUCGGGGGCAGGUGGAGUGGGACUCUGUGGAACUGCGGACGUGGCUGGAAUAGAUAGUGUCGUGUUAUCGUACAGGGAAUAAUGGCCCGAACGGCGCACGGCUGCGCCGCCCGCCGUCGUCGUCUUCUUGUCAUCUCUUACAGCGCUAUACACUAAUGUGGAGCCAUC